Messenger RNA from Ostrea edulis (European flat oyster), 990 nucleotides. RefSeq lists its product as uncharacterized. The coding region runs from base 151 to 990 and encodes 279 amino acids. The transcript is spliced from 2 exons. NCBI's taxonomy places the organism in Eukaryota, Metazoa, Mollusca, Bivalvia, Ostreida, Ostreidae. The record is from RefSeq and is a predicted model, not a curated record.
UACGACUAUGCUACGGCACGAGUUAAUGAACAACAAACAGUCCCCGGAUGUCGCUCUCUUUUUCAAAAUCCACCGAACAAGAAGGACGUUUUUCAUCGACAGCCAAAAAAAAAACAAAAUCAGACAUCAUCGUUGCCAUCCUUUAGGACAAUGCCACCGGUUAGGACCAGACCAAACACCCGAGCAUCUCGGAAAAGAAGAGAGAGCAUCGGAACGCCCGCUAGAGGGAAAGGGAAGCGGUGCAAACAAAGCAUCCCGGUGCCCCCUCCACCACCACGCGGUCCACCCCAAGACCAGCCACUACUGCCUUACGUAUCUGAAGAAGAGAUACCUUCAUCAUCUACAUUAGACCCUAACACCACGCUAGAGCUGGUGGGGCAGAUUCAGGCGACUGGCACCCCAAGCAGACCCGUCCGCAGUUCCACUGCCACACGACAUCUGGCAAAUCUAAAGCUGGAGGCAGAUCGACUUCUUCACAGAUCAUUAGCACCAUCUACACAGCAAGCAUAUUCGGCUGCGCUUAACAAAUUCCACAAUUUUCUUGUUGAGUUCCAUUUCCACCCAUUUUGGCCAGUCCCAGUCACACAGUUACUACAUUACAUUGGGCACCUUUCACUGCAAAACAUGUCUUACAGGACUGUAUCACUUUAUCUAAAUGCCAUCGCCUACAAGCAUAAAAUACAUGGCCUUCAAGAUACAACCAAAUGUUUCGUUGUUACCAAAACCCUUGAAGGACUGCGUAGGUCAGCAGGCGUAACCAAGGAUAUCCAUAUUCCUAUAUCCUACGAACUUUUCUGCCGAAUUACCCACUCCCAACCCAAUGUAUGUAGGUCUGCAUAUGAGUCCGCAUUAUUAUCGGCGGCAUUUACCAUCACUUAUUAUGGUUUGCUGAGAGUUUCUGAAACAAUUGCACUACAGCGCUCUGACAUUACUAUUGUGCAUCACAGCCUUUGUCAAAUUAUCAUACAAAGUCCAAAACGGACCAGAUAG